AUGAGUCGGUUCCUCAGUUUGGAAAGAAGGCUAUCUGCAAAGGCAGAAUUGAAGGCUUUGUAUGCGGAUUUUAUCCAUGAGUUUGUGUCUAUGGGACAUAUGAAAGAAGUUUCAGAUGAUGUGUCAGUUGAUAUGUGUCAGAAUGCAGUCGGAAUGAGUCCGAAUAUAGUCAGAAUGCGUCAGAAAAACGUUCAGAAUGUGUCAGAAUUAGAUCCUGUGUAUUAUCUCCCACACCAUGAAGUAUUGAAGCCGGAGAGUACAACUACAAAGCUACGCGUAGUGUUUGAUGCUUCGUGUCGCACCUCAACGGGCGUUUCGUUGAACGACGCGUUGAUGGUGGGGCCUACUGUGCAGAACGAUUUGUUGUCGAUCAUCUUGCGCUUCCGUUUGCACCGAUACGCCAUCAGUGCAGACAUCGAGAAGAUGUACAGGAUGGUACAAGUUCAGCAACCGGAUCAACACCUUCAGCGAAUUUUGUGGCGAGAUACACCUGAUGAACCCGUGAAGACGUUUGAGUUAACGACCGUUACAUACGGAACUGCUAGUGCUCCGUAUUUGGCGACAAGGUGCUUGAAACAGCUUGCUGAAGAUGGAUCAGCAAGUCAUCCGAUUGGUUCGAGAGUAGUCAGAGACAGUUUCUACGUCGACGAUUGUCUAGUUGGAGCGGACAGUGUCGAAGAAGGCAAGCAUUUAGUUGAAGAAACUACCGAUCUCACCAAUUCAGCUGGGUUCAAUUUGCGGAAGUUCAACUCAAACUCACCGGAGAUAUUGGCAAGCAUUCCUGAAGAUUUGAAAGAGAAAAAGUCAGUUUUAGAGUUCGAUUCGUCAGAUUCAACUGUGAAAACCCUUGGUUUGAAGUGGGACACAGAGUCAGAUAAUUUUUGUUUCAGUAUUCCCCAUUGGAGGUCAUCAAGUUCGCAAAUCACGAAAAGAAGCGUGCAUUCUGAUGCAGCCUGUUUGUUUGAUCCUCUUGGGCUCGUGGGUCCAGUUGUCGUGCAAGCGAAAAUGAUAAUCCAGCAACUGUGGCGUCUCAAAGUUGGUUGGGAUGACCCAUUGGAUGAGCAGUAUCAAAAUCGAUGGAAGGAGUACAAACAGAGUUUGAUGCCUUUAGAAUCAUUAUCAGUUCCACGUUGGCUUGGUUUCAGUAAAGAUUGUGUGUCAGUACAGUUACAUGGAUUUUGCGAUGCGUCAGAGGUAGCUUAUGGAGCUUGUUUGUACCUGCGCUGCGUAACUGUAGAUGGUCAGAUAUCGGUCAGAUUAGUAACAGCCAAGUCAAGAGUAGCACCUUUGGAGAAUUUGAAAAGAUCGAAGAGGAAAACCUCAAUUCCACGUUUAGAAUUGUCGUCAGCUCUCCAACUCUCACACCUGUACGAGAAAUUUGCCAGAGUUUUCCCAGAAGUGACAGAAGCGUAUUUCUGGACGGACUCAAUGAUCGUGAAGCAUUGGUUAGCUUCGCAUCCAUCUCGCUGGCAAAUGUUUGUAGCGAAUAGAGUGUCCGAGAUCCAGCACAUUACAAGGAAUGGUUUCUGGAAUCAUGUGGCUGGAAUAGUUAACCCGGCAGACUUGAUUUCACGAGGAGUUUCUCCUGCUCGACUUUGCUACGAAAGGUUAUGGUUUGAGGGACCUCAGUGGCUAUCCCAGGCUCAGCAAUAUUGGCCUCGUCAAACUGCUGAAGGUCAAGAAGAAUUUGACCCAUCCAUUAUCGAAGAACGUCCAACUACUACAACACUGAUGUCAAAAUGCGAACCCUGUCACGAAAUUUUUGGUCUGAAGUCGUCGUUUACGAGUUUGAUCCGUAUUGUCGCAGUUAUGCUCCGCUUCAGAUACAAUGCUCAAAAGGUCAAUCGUUUGUGUCGACGAGUUGGUCCGUUGACACCCCAAGAAAUGGAGUCUGCUAUCGUAGUUUUGGUUCGCCUUUCACAGAAUGAGUCGUUUGAGUCAGAGUUUAAAGACUUGGAAAAGAAUGGUCAAGUAGAAAAAAGGUCGAAAAUUGCUAAACUGAACCCAUUUGUCGAAGAUGGUACAAUCCGCGUUGGGGGCCGGUUGUCGAAUGCUCCACUACCGGAUUCUCGAAAACAUCCGUGGGUUCUCGACCAUCGUCAUCCAUUGGCUUUACUUAUUGUGCGUGAUUACCACUUGCGUCAAUUUCACGCUGGGCAGCAGUUGCUCAUCGCCUCCGUAAGACGAAGUUUUUGGCCGACAAACAUUAAUUCCUUAGCGAGAAAAGUGAUUCACGAGUGUGUUCCGUGUUUUAGAAGCAGACCUAAGAUUUCAGAACAGAUAAUGUCAGAUUUGCCGUCAGUUAGAGUUACGCCAUCGUCAGCAUUUUCUAAAGUGGGAGUUGAUUACUGUGGCCCAUUUAACGUCAGCUACCCUAAUCGUCGAGCAUCACCUGUGAAGUGCUAUGUCGCUAUCUUCGUUUGCUUGGCAGUGAAAGCGGUUCAUUUGGAGCUCGUUAUGGAUCUAACGACUGAAGCUUUCAUCUCUGCAUUUCGCAGGUUUGUCGGGCGCCGCUCGAAACCAGAAUUAAUUAUGUGCGACAAUGCGACGACGUUUGUUGGGGCGAACAACUCAUUAAAAGAGAUUGGCCGAUUGAUGAGUUCGAAAGACUUUCAGAAUACAGUAACUAAAGCAGCAGCAGAUGAGGGUGUCGAAUUCCGCUUCAUUCCACCCAGAUCACCUAAUUUCGGAGGUUUGUGGGAAGCCCAGGUGAAAUCCUUCAAGGCUCACUUCCGAAAAACGAUUGGUUUGCGUACUCUAAGUGUCGAUGAAAUGGUUACCGCACUAGUACAAAUCGAAGCAGUUUUAAACUCAAGGCCACUUACCCCCCAAAGUAGCGAUCCGAAUGAUUUCGAAGUUCUAACCCCAGGGCAUUUCUUGGUGCAACGCCCGCUUACAGCAUUACCCGAACGUGACGUCAGUACAAUCCCCAUAGGCAGGCUCACCAUGUGGCAGAAAGCACAGCAAGUGUCUCAGCAGUUUUGGAAUACUUGGAGGAACCAGUACCUUUCGAACCUCCAGAACCGAACUCGUUGGAUAGUCAAACGAAAAAAUGUUGCUCCAGGAAUGAUGGUGCUUCUGAAAGAGGACAACAUUCCUCCGUUGAAAUGGCCUUUGGGGAGAAUCGAUGAAGUGUUCUUUGGUAGAGAUGGAAAUGUGCGAGUAGUCAAUGUCCGCACGAAAGAUGGAAUGUUCAAUCGUGGCAUUUCAAAGGUUUGUUUGUUGCCUAUUCGUGAGAAUGAGGCAGAAGGGUCAGAUGAAAUUGUUGAGAUUUCUGAAUAA
Uranotaenia lowii is the source of this 3282-nucleotide messenger RNA. RefSeq lists its product as uncharacterized. Lineage: Eukaryota; Metazoa; Arthropoda; Insecta; Diptera; Culicidae. The record is from RefSeq and is a predicted model, not a curated record. The transcript has a single exon. Gene Ontology annotation, biological process: DNA integration. Bases 1 to 3282 code for a protein of 1093 amino acids. Gene Ontology annotation, molecular function: nucleic acid binding.